AUGCGCGGGCCCCUUUCGUCCUUCCCGCGGCCCAUCCCCAACCGCCGUUGCUGCCGCCGCCGUCGGGAAGCUGAGGCUCUGCUCCACCUUGGCCGCCGCAGAUGCCGAAGGAAGGAACUCGCGCCACCCUGCUCGCCGCCGGAUACGCUCAGGAAGAAGCGGAUCUCGGAGCUCCAAGCUCGAGCUCGAGCUCGAGCCGCCGGCGAGGGAGAAGGCAUGGACCCUCCAGUCCAUGGUCCCGCCGUGCCGCGCCUCCGCCAUGGCCCCGCGCGGCCCACGGGGCACCGGUCGCCGAGGGCACAAGCUCCACGAGGCGCCGCGCCGCGGCACGGCUCCCGCCUCGCUCGAGCUCCCCCGCCCCGCAGACCUCCGCGGGCCGCCGCCUCACAAGCUCCCCUGCCCUGCGCGCCACGAGGCGGUGAGCUCCGCCUCUCCACCUCGCCACGCGCCUCCUCUGCCUGGGCCUCGCUGCCGCGCGCGCCUCCGCCUCCGCCUCCUCCGCCUUGGCCUGGCUGCCGUAUCUUCCGCCCCGCGCGCGGCCGCCGGUCCUGCACCUCCGCGCACCUCGGCGAGGCGAGGAGAGGCAGGGGAGGCCAAAGAGGGAAGAAGGCCGGCCGGAGAUCUUGCCGCUGCGUCGAAUCGAGGGAGGGAAGGGCCGCGGCGAAGCUCCGGGAGGAGCGGCGCCAUGGAUCUGCGGGAGGUGGCGCCGCCGGUACGCUUUAG
Messenger RNA from Panicum virgatum (switchgrass), 723 nucleotides. Its product is annotated as formin-like protein 5. The transcript has a single exon. Bases 1 to 723 code for a protein of 240 amino acids. Lineage: Eukaryota; Viridiplantae; Streptophyta; Magnoliopsida; Poales; Poaceae. The record is from RefSeq and is a predicted model, not a curated record.